AUGUGCAAACACGUUGUUCUACCCCGAUUCUAUGCACAGAACAUUGAGCUCCAGCUUUUCUUGUUUCUGGUGUUCUUGUUUGUCUAUACCACUACUGUUGUGGGAAACCUCCUCAUCAUAGUCACAGUGGCCUCAGAUUCCAGGCUCCACACACCCAUGUAUUUUCUGCUCCGCAAUCUGGCUGUCUUAGACCUCUGCUUCUCCUCAACCACUGCCCCUAAGAUGCUGGUGGACUUCCUCUCUGAGAAGAAGACUGCCUUUUUCCAAGGCUGCAUGGCUCAGGUCUUCUUCUUCCACUUUCUGGGAGGGGCCACGGUUUUCUUCCUCUCAGUGAUGGCCUAUGAUCGCCUUGUGGCAAUCUCUCGGCCCCUGCACUGUGUCACCAUCAUGAACACUCAGCUCUGUAUGGGGCUGGUAGUGACAGCAUGGAUUGGAGGCUUUGUCCAUUCCAUUAUUCAGCUGUCUCUGAUGCUCCCACUGCCCUUCUGUGGUCCCAACAUCCUGGAUAACUUCUACUGUGAUGUUCCCCAAGUGCCGAGACUGGCCUGCACAGACACCUCCCUCCUGGAGUUCCUCAUGAUCUCCAACAGUGGCAUGCUGGAUGUCAUCUGGUUCUUUCUCCUUCUGAUCUCCUACUUUAUCAUCCUUGUGAUGCUGAGGUCCCACUCGGGGGAGGCCAGGAGGAAGGUGGCUUCCACCUGCACCACACACAUCAUUGUUGUGUCUAUGAUCUUCAUUCCAAGCAUUUACCUGUAUGCUUGGUCCUUCACUCCCUUCCCCAUGGAUAAGGCUGUGUCCGUCAGCCACACAGUCAUGACCCCUAUGCUCAACCCCAUGAUCUAUACCCUCAGGAAUCAGGAGAUUCUCUUGGCUUUAGAAAAACUUGUCUCGCUUGAGAAGCUGCCCAUGGGUCAGGAUGAGACAUCAGAGGAGACUGGAUGCUGA
Messenger RNA from Nannospalax galili (Upper Galilee mountains blind mole rat), 945 nucleotides. Its product is annotated as olfactory receptor 4D2-like. The coding region runs from base 1 to 945 and encodes 314 amino acids. NCBI's taxonomy places the organism in Eukaryota, Metazoa, Chordata, Mammalia, Rodentia, Spalacidae. Gene Ontology annotation, biological process: G protein-coupled receptor signaling pathway. Gene Ontology annotation, cellular component: membrane. The transcript has 4 exons. Gene Ontology annotation, molecular function: olfactory receptor activity; G protein-coupled receptor activity. The record is from RefSeq and is a predicted model, not a curated record.